AUGCAUUUUGCAAGUUGUUAUCCGAUGGAAAGCGCUUUUGCCUAGACGGAAUUGCCCGAUAGCAUUCUUCUGGAAAGUGGGAAACCCAGUCCUCAGCGUUCGCUCUCCGCGAACCGCGCCCGCGCAGCGUCUCGGCGCGGCCGGCGCACGCCAAGCUCAAGCUGGGGAACAGCUCCCUGUACGCGACUGCAGACAUGAGGCCAACACGAAGGAAAGACGGCCAAAGGCCAAGUGUCGGCUUGCUCUUGCAACAGUUCGAAAGGCCGCUAUUCCACGUCGGUAUUGUCACUGCGAGUAUCGUUCUACUUUUGGUUACAGUGGUCAGCUACGCGCGCUUGCCCCAACGUCUCGGCCUGCGUCAAGAAUGUCGCAUGAGCUAUAUGUGGCCCACGUACGCCGACUACACAGAUCGAUUAGCAUCACCGUCGGGCCUCUCUUCGAAGUAUCGCCUGCUUCUGUAUCGCGAAGGAUAUUUGGAGCCCAAACCGGAUGCCUUUCCUCCUAACGGCAAGCCUGCCCUGUUCAUCCCAGGCAACGCCGGGAGUUAUGGCCAAAUUCGAAGCGUUGCAAGCAGCUCCGCAAAGCAAUAUUGGGCGCACGACUAUGGCCAACAGUCGGAUCCAUCCGAGGUUCAAAUACGGCCAGAGUGGUUCGAGCGCCAAGGUGGCAUCGAUUGGUGGACAGUAGACUUCAAUGAGGAAUUCUCAGCUUUCCAUGGUGCAACUUUGGCUGAACAGGCGACAUUUGUCAACGAAGCUAUCAUCUUUCUACAGAACACUUAUCAUCUCUCCAACAACAGCGAGGUUCCAAUUCUCGCUCAUUCUAUGGGCGGUAUCGUCGCACGUCUUGCAAUCAAAAUCCCGAACUUCCAUGCGGGAACGAUCAGGACGAUCGUCACUCUGUCAGCUCCACAUGCGUACCCGCCUCUAUCUUUUGAUGCUGGCGUAAUGUCAGUGUAUUCCACGAUCAACAAGAAACCUUCAGAGAAGACAAGAACAGGGGAGGAAGUCUUGCUUGUCAGCAUCGCGGGCGGGAACCUGGACACUCAGGUGGCGUCUGAGUCGUCCUUGCUAGAUCUAAGCGAUGUCUGGCCCAGAGAAGCGCAGGUAUCGGCACUGACCACAUCGAUCCCAGGUCUAUGGUGUAGCGUUGAUCACCUUGCCAUCAUGUGGUGCGAUCAAUUGCGCUCACUGAUUGCACGUGGCUUCCUUUUGAGCGGUCUUCCAGCAUAUUCUGCUGGAACUGUACAGCAACGGCGAGCAACCUGGCAGCAUGCAUUGAGGCUUGAAGACCGGCUUGCUUUCACCGACCGAGAUGCCACUCCAGCUGCAAUCAAAGCUGUGCAUCACGACGGUGCUUCAACGUCAACGAUAACUCGGACCAUCGAUCUCUCCGACGCUAUGUCUGCUGGCAUUGAUUUGCUCACGAAUGCCCAUGCAGCCCCUGCUAUACGACUCUGUCAGCCGUCAGAUACCCCCUGCACAGAGCUAUCAGACGGCACGUGGACUCUCUUCCCACCCUCGCCACAUCCACCGACAGAACGCUUCCCCAGUGCCGAUGGGUCGUACGAGAAAACUGGUCUGCUCCAUGUCCGCGUUCUCCCCGAGACAAUACGAUCGCACAAUGCCUCUAGACUAGAGAUCGAUCUGCCACUAGACCCUCCUGCAUGGCUUCUCCAUGGAAUCGUUUCUUUGCCGGUGACAGUAGCAGGAAAGCCUGGCCUGCUUUCGACACUUGCAGUUCCCGCACCCAAGACCGCAGAGGUGCAAACCAACUCGUUAUCCUCUCAAGACGUGAUCCUCCCCGACUUCAAAUCCAGCAUCAUAUCCUAUCGACUCAGAUUUGUCGUGAAUGCAUGCCAGGCGGGCGGCACCUUCGACUCUCUGGUCCGCAUACAAAGUCUCGCAGCAAGGGAUCAAGUCUGGGUGCCAUCCAUGUCGAGUCAGCAGAAGCGCAUAACCAUCAAUUUAAUCGGGCGAUCGCCAUGGAUCCCCUCGCCUAGCCAAGUCUCCACCGGCUGGCAUAUCUCGACUUGGAGCGAACCUCAUUGUCCGCAGCCAUGGAAGGCAAUCGAAGUACAGAUCGACUGGGUGGCAUCUCUCGCCCAACUGGUAAUACGCUAUCGCUCGUCCAUAUUUGUAGUUCCAUUUGUCAGUCUGGCGUUCGCUUACUUGGCCGGGGACCAUUUUUCACCUUCCGACGCUUUGCUUGCAUCUGCAUUACGUGCAAUUUUGCCAUCUGCUUUCUUCACGGCAGCUUCGCUGAUCGUGAUUGAAGCCUUUAAGCGGUUCUCCGGUCGAAACAUGCCGGACAACCUGGGGGCUUCCCUUGAUGGUCUAACAACAUUUGAAGCAUUCUCAGUUAUCAUCUGGAUUGCAUCGAUCGGGUCAGCAUUUGCCUUCUUGGGAUCGCUGACUGCCUUGACUCUACGCCGAGUUCUGGCAUUGUGCUUGCGGCCGCAUGCAAGCAAAUAUGGCUUGAAACAGCCAAAAAAAGGAACUUUGACGCGAGCGCUCGACAUUAACCAUGUCCUGCCUUCCAUCAUUGUUUUGUUUCUCGUUUUCACCAUUCUCCCGCAUCAGGCCGUCCUCUUGGCUCUUUUCCUGGUUCAUCUUUGGACAGCUGCACUGGCUGAGGCAAGGGUACGGCAGCCCGGUAACCAGGCUUCAGCAACGAUCCGUCACUGGCGACAAUCGCAUUUACUUUUGAUGGCCUUGUUCUGGUGCCUGCCAAUUAAGGCUCCUGUGCUCUUCGUCUGGGUGCGCAAUAUGCUCAACGGAUGGAUUGUCUUUCAUGGGCUUGAGGGGAGCCCUUCAAUCAGCACAGACGAUCACGAUCCUUUGGGCAUGUUACCUCUGCUAUGGUUGGUCCAGCUCUUGGCUAGCAUGCACCCUCUCCUACCCCCUAUGCAAGGCUCUUUUGCGCGCCGUGGCUUGGUGAUUUCCCUACUAGCUGCGAGCUUCUUAGCUACACUAUUGGGCCUUGCGAGACCCCUCGUGCUCUACAACAACGUCGUUUUUGCCGCCCAGGCCGCCCUUGGCCUGCAGGCCGUCUUUUGGGUACGGACCGAGCCACAAAUCAACGACGAACGUGAUAGUUUGGACCUAGCGCCGCUGCUUAGUGACCACGUCGUGAGCGUUGAAGAUGGACAGCAUGGUCCGACGACCACAUUCGCAACGUCAUCAAUACCUCAACAGUUGCUACGACACUUGGGAGAGCAACGCGGUGACCAAGACGACGCCAUCUCCAAGCAUCUUGAUGUUGUUGACGAGUAUCUCGGCCGAAGAGCGCUGGCAAGCAAAUACCUGGCUUCAGGGUUCCUCGACCUUAGUAAGGCGAAAAGUCAAGGAGGGUUGUUUGGCUCAAGAAUCGGAAAUGACGGGUGGGACGGUCGUCUCAGAGCGCAAACAAUUUGCCAGAUUCACUGCAAUGGUGCACUGCUGUUGAGGGAGGUAGACGAUGACCGGGAUAACCUAGAGGAAGAUGAAACUUCUGACGGUGACCACAGCGAGCAUGCGAGGAAACGUCCGCCAAAGGUUCGACCCAGUCCUUUGUACCAGUUUGGCGGGUUGCCAUCACCAGCGCUGCGUCGCGCCCAACACGCAUUUCAAGAUGCGCUGGAGGCCUUUUUGGGACCCGAAGGCGUUGUCAAUGCGGCCCAAAAGUUGUACCAGGCAGAUGAGAUACUUCAGCGACCACUGUAAGAAUGUAUUGAACCUUCAUUCAUGCCUUCCUCCAUCGUU
This is a messenger RNA of Tilletiaria anomala UBC 951, 3743 nucleotides long. Its product is annotated as PGAP1-domain-containing protein. Gene Ontology annotation, biological process: endoplasmic reticulum to Golgi vesicle-mediated transport; GPI anchor metabolic process. The record is from RefSeq and is a predicted model, not a curated record. The transcript has 2 exons. Lineage: Eukaryota; Fungi; Basidiomycota; Exobasidiomycetes; Georgefischeriales; Tilletiariaceae. Bases 195 to 3704 code for a protein of 1169 amino acids. Gene Ontology annotation, cellular component: endoplasmic reticulum. Gene Ontology annotation, molecular function: phosphatidylinositol deacylase activity.